AUGGCGGAAGAAUAUUAUUUGCAAGUGCCCCGCAAGCAGCGAUUCUACAAAAUUCUCGCUACAGUUAUGCAUUACUUAGCCCUAGGGGACAAAACCUGGUGGGGGUACAGUGGACCAAACAAGUUCUUUGUGUUCCAUAAUUAUAUUGUACUGACAUUUUCUCCUGCGUUAUUAUUUACGCAACUGAUGUAUCUGUACGUUAAUUUUAAUGAUCUUACAUUUGAUACUCUUGGCAUCAUAUUGUCGAUUGUCCCCGUGGCAUGUUUGGCGAAUGUCAACGUGUAUUCGGCAAGAUUACCAUCUUAUAAAACGAUCAUGAAGGAAUUUAUGUCCAAAAUCCAUCUGAUCAAUGAAUAUAAAAAUAAUGACGAAUUUAUCAAAAAGAAAGUGAUAGAAGUAGAACGCGUGACACGCUGGACCGCGUACUAUCUUAUGUUCUUUUUCUCCAUGAACUGGGCCGCCUGGAUAUGGAUCCCCAUCGUCAAUAACAUAAAUAACAAGGAACUCAUACAAAAUCGCACCAUGAGACUGCAGACAUGUGUGUACAUGUGGUUUCCUUUCGACUACGGUUUCAAUUACAGGAAUUGGCUCUGCGUCCACAGCAUUAAUAUUUACGUUGACGCCUGCGGUGUUACUGUCAUGAUGAUAUUUCACAUUAUUAACUACACGUUCAUGUUCCAUUUGAUCGGUCACAUCCAAGUCUUGAAACACAAACUCGAAACAGAGUUCAAUGAAGGUUUAAGUGAUAGAGAAACUAAGGAUAAACUCGUAGCGGUUAUAAAACAUCACGCUUUUAUCACACGAAUAUUUAACAAUGUACAAUCUGCGUUUGGAAUAAAUGUGACUACAAACUAUUUACAUAAUUUAGUUGGUGAUAGUCUCAUUAUGUAUCAGAUAAUGUAUGGGGGAAAACAAAACAUUAUUCUAUACAUGGUAAUGGUUACUGUGUACAUCGGAAAUUUGAUUAUGAUGUCUUUUGUACUUGAAGAAAUGAGGAGACAGACUGAAGAUCUUGCCGAUGUGGUUUACAGCAUGCCUUGGGAAUAUAUGUCUGUAUCGAAUCAAAAAACGUUCAUACUUCUCCUACAAAGAGUUCAACCUGUGAUAGAGUUUGUCGCUAUGGGUGGACUUAGAGCUGGAGUCAGACCUAUGAUAUCGAUAAUAAAAACUACAUUCUCAUAUUACGUUAUGUUGGAGUCGAGCAUGGCUGGGAAAUCGUAA
Molecule: messenger RNA, 1221 nt
Organism: Zerene cesonia (dogface butterfly)
Lineage: Eukaryota; Metazoa; Arthropoda; Insecta; Lepidoptera; Pieridae
Gene: Or-6
Exons: 8
Coding region: 1-1221 (406 amino acids)
Biological process (GO): detection of chemical stimulus involved in sensory perception of smell; sensory perception of smell
Cellular component (GO): plasma membrane
Molecular function (GO): odorant binding; olfactory receptor activity
Source: RefSeq, a predicted model, not a curated record